CAUUUUAUAUUAAUUAAAUUCUGUUUUGGAUAAAAUUUAAUAUAAAAUUAAUAUAAUAUCUUUCAGAAUGUAUUCAAAUUAUAUGACAAAGAUUUCAGUGGAUCACUGAAUACAAUGGAACUGAGAGCAGCACUUAAUUCAGCAGGUUAUCGCCUUAAUUUUCACAUUCUUCAAGCACUGGUUUUGAGAUAUGGAAAGAAAGGGAAAAUUACAUUUGACGAUUUCGUUAUGUGCGCUGUUAAAUUGAAAACAAUGAUAGAAAUUUUCAAGGAAAGAGAUCCAUUAAAAAUGGGAAGAGCAACAUUUACAUUAGAUGAGUGGGUGGAGAAAACGAUGUACAGUUAAAUAAAGACUAAGUGUCGUUCAAAAUUUUUAUUUAUUUUGUACAUAAUUGUAAAUUGUUUUAAAAUUUACGCAAAUUUUUAAAAAAUAUAACAAAUAAACUUUUAAAUAUUUUUAUCAUAUCGAAAU
Molecule: messenger RNA, 471 nt
Organism: Centruroides sculpturatus (bark scorpion)
Lineage: Eukaryota; Metazoa; Arthropoda; Arachnida; Scorpiones; Buthidae
Product: calpain-A-like
Exons: 4
Coding region: 115-345 (76 amino acids)
Source: RefSeq, a predicted model, not a curated record